AUGCUCCUUCCCCGGGUCGCUACGGGCAUCGAGCUCUUCAUCGACAAGUCAGUAUGCCGCUUACGUAUUUCACCAUCACCGAAUAAGGACUACAACGUUCAGGCCUAUUCGCUCGUUCGCGCUCGGGACAUGCGCGUUAACCGCCGUGAGCUUGACCUCAACCCUGAUCUUUCUGCUCGGAAGAACAGGAGCAUGUGGGACGAACGACUUAUAUUCUACACGAUCACGACCGGCGUUCUUACAAGUUUCUGCACCGUAAUAGCGCUUUUCGCGAACCUCUUCAUACCAACAACCUACAUAUCCUCAACGCUUUACCGUCUCGGAGGCGCAUGUGAGCACACACGCUUCACAAUCCGUCUUCCCCUCAUCCACCCCCUCCAAGUAUACGCGUGCUCCUUCAUGGCCAGCCGCCUCUCCAGUCCCCAAACCUCCCGACAAACCCUCUCCUCAAGCGUGGCAGCGAACAACUCCUACCACGUCAACGUGCACAUCCACGAAGACAAGGUGACGACCGUGCACGACUCCGACCCCGCCGACCGCCGCGCGGUCCCCGUCCGGCGCUACCCCGCCUUCCUCACCCGCGCGCGCUCCCGCUCGCGCACGUCCGACGCGACGCCCGUGUCCACUUCGUCCGGCGCCGACCUCGCCGAUCUCGCAGUCACCACCACCACCACCACCACCUCCACGCCCGCGGAGGGCGUGGACAAGAAGAGACGAGGACUGGGGCUGGGACUGGGACUGGUCGCGGACGGGGAGCCGGGCCCGGAGCUCGUCGUGCAUCGGCGGAAGCUGUCGCGCAACGUGGCGGGGAGCGCGGUGACGCUGCCGCCGGUGGCGGAGGCGCAGGAGCGCCUGCCGGCGAGGAUGUGGAUGCGGAGCGAGCCUGCGAUUAGGCUGCCGGAUGAGGAGGGGCAGCGGUAG
Molecule: messenger RNA, 921 nt
Organism: Epithele typhae
Lineage: Eukaryota; Fungi; Basidiomycota; Agaricomycetes; Polyporales; Epitheliaceae
Exons: 9
Coding region: 1-921 (306 amino acids)
Source: RefSeq, a predicted model, not a curated record